Molecule: messenger RNA, 666 nt
Organism: Aspergillus nomiae NRRL 13137
Lineage: Eukaryota; Fungi; Ascomycota; Eurotiomycetes; Eurotiales; Aspergillaceae
Product: 40S ribosomal protein uS8
Exons: 3
Coding region: 96-488 (130 amino acids)
Biological process (GO): translation
Cellular component (GO): cytosolic small ribosomal subunit; ribosome
Molecular function (GO): structural constituent of ribosome
Source: RefSeq, a predicted model, not a curated record
CCACAUCCCCGUUCUCACCAGCCUCAUCGGUACUACCCUCGAGAUACCUCUUAUCCCGUCUCUCGAUUUGAGAAUCUCGACAAUCAACCGCCAAAAUGGUCAAGACUUCCGUCCUCAACGAUACGCUUAACGCUAUCAACAACGCCGAGAAGGCUGGCAAGCGCCAGGUCCUCGUCCGUCCUUCCUCCAAGGUCAUCGUCAAGUUCCUCAGCGUCAUGCAGAAGCACGGCUACAUUGGCGAGUUCGAGGAGGUCGAUGACCACCGUUCCGGCAAGAUCGUUAUCCAGCUCAACGGUCGCCUUAACAAGUGUGGUGUCAUCAACCCCCGCUACCCCGUCCAGCUCCGUGACCUCGAGAAGUGGGCCACCCAGCUCCUUCCCUCUCGUCAGUUCGGUUACGUCGUCCUGACCACCUCCGCUGGUAUCAUGGACCACGAGGAGGCUCGCCGCAAGCACGUUGCUGGCAAGCUCCUCGGUUUCUUCUACUAGACGACCAACGAAAAGUUUAUGUCUUGAAUAGUAUCGGGAUUUAUGUGGCCUGGUGAGGUCCGAGCGAGGAAUGUGCUCAGGAGCAACAGUGUCUUGGCGAGGAGUUAAGGAUACCCUGGCAGAAACGCCAUAGAUAGGUUUGAGUGAUCUUGCUCAAUUCAACCAAGUCAUUUUGUUC